Molecule: messenger RNA, 1147 nt
Organism: Daldinia loculata
Lineage: Eukaryota; Fungi; Ascomycota; Sordariomycetes; Xylariales; Hypoxylaceae
Exons: 7
Coding region: 286-642 (118 amino acids)
Source: RefSeq, a predicted model, not a curated record
AGACGUGCUGAGGGGACGGGCGAUCGCAAUAUGUUUGUGUGAACUGUUUAUCUAGGAGGCUGUGGUACCCCCCUAUCAAGCAUAUGAUAUAUAUUGUCUUCCUGUAAUCCUCUGUGAUAGCCUACGUACUAUUCCGUAUACAUCUCUCAAAAUAUUCUAUUCCACUUGCUGUCUUCCUGUGUUGCAUAACUAGAAACCAGCUCAAUUUUUAUUUUCUGGACCAGGUAGUCCUCCAUAGCUCAACAUCGAAUCCAGUUUCCUGUCGCUUCCGCAUAAUCAAACAUCAUGAAGAACUUUGGCGCGAUCCUUUUCCUCUUGGCCUCAGCCGGCUCUUUCGUGACGGGUACGCCAGCAUUCAGAAGUGAGAGGCGAGCUAUUUCGGCUGAACCUGCCAGCAUUGCGGCUCGGGCACUGGAACUCGCACCCAGAGUUGUAGUCGGAAGUAGGUCAAACGACACGGAGAAUGCUGCUAGGUCAUUAGUGAUCCCAAGGGGUGUGAAUUCAACGGAAAAUGUGACCGGCUCUUUAGUUUCCCGCGGGAAUGGAAACUUCUCCGAAGCCGCAAACGAGAAACGGUCUCCUGGUAACCUGCGACGAGGAAACCUCAGGAUGAGGUCUUCAUUGAACGAGACUGAUGUCUAGAGGGUUAGUCCGAGCGAAGAAGUCCGAUAAUGGGUGAAGAAUUCCGUCGAAGGUUGAGAAUGCAGAGAGGAUAUUACCGAGUACGUUACUCGACUUGAACUGGGUUUCAGGAUAGAUAGGUUCUACCACAGGUUGGAAUAUAAUAUAUAUAGAUUUACACGCUGAGAUCGGUGCUACUGCUGUGUCUUAGAACAUAGGUGCACAGAUGCGACCAAUGUCUAAAGUACUGCCGGAUUAUGUGUCGUAGGCAUGAUCUAUCAAGUACGAACCGUGACAGAUAGUCCCACGACGUAGGUAGGCUCAUAAAGUGCUGCUCGCUCAUCUAAAUAUCAGCUGAAAUGACAAUUGUGUGGAUCGUAAGUUCAUAGUAGCAUGAACAGCUAGUAUCGGCAAAAUCCCUAUCUUGCUGAUGAAGGGCAAUGUAGUUCUUGAGCCCAUUGAUAAUGUCAUAAUUAGCCUUGCUUCAAAUAUAUUAAGAGGCAUUAUGAUAGUAGGGGUAUAAUAG